AUCCCCUCACCUACUCGUCCUCCCUCCUCCGCCUCCCUCUCCCUCUGGGCCGCGCCGCCUCGCCGGCGGUUGCCUGCCUGCCAGUGCCAGCCCCUCCGCCUCCGGCUUCUCCUGCUCCCUCCCGACAACGCGCAACCGGGCAUGGACGUGCACCCGGCGAAUGCGGCCGCCGACUCCCUCGGGGACCUGUUCCCGCACCAGGCCGCCGCCUUGGAGAGUGAUGAGAGCAACAUAGAGUGGCUCUCUGGCUAUGUGGAGGACUGUUUUUCCAGCUCUACAUCCUACACAAAUCCUGCCUUCGCAAUAUCUGCUCCUACAAUGGCAAACCAAGGUGCUGGAAAACCGAAGUUACCACCACCUUCAUCUUCCAAUGGCAGGAGAAAGAAAAGGAGCCUGGCCUCUGUUAUGGGCAACGAUGAUGAUCAACAGUAUAUCAUCCCAUUGUAUGUUGAGCCACCGCUACUCCUAAUUGAUCAGAAACAUUGGAUGGCUGAGAGUGAGUUGAUACUACCCAAGAAAGACAAAGACCAAGAAGUUUGCCAGCAACAAGAGCAAGAACAGGAGGAAGAGAAGUGCGAAAAGGGUGCGUUGGUGCAGUUCCGACAAGAACGGCUGGUGAAGAGGUGUAGCAAUUGUUUGUCCUGCGAAACACCACGGUGGAGGAAUGGUCCAUCAGGGAUUCAGAUGCUGUGCAAUGCGUGUGGCCUGAGGCUUAAGCCAGAGAAUAGGUUCGCCACUAUUUCUGAGGAGAAUUAUGACCAAGAAACCAAGAAAGAACAAGACCCAGGAAAACGGCGAGAUAAGAAGAAGAAGAUGAUCAAGAAGACAUAUGUGAGUGAGGAGCUGUCAUCGGAGAAGCCAGAGAAGAGGUGCACCCAUUGCAUGUCCUCCAAGACCCCACAGUGGAGGAGCGGUCCUUUGGGCCCGAAGACCCUAUGCAAUGCCUGCGGCGUGAGGUUCAAGUCCGGUAGGCUGCUGCCGGAGUAUAGACCUGCCAACAGCCCGACUUUUGUGAGUUGCUUGCACUCCAACUCUCACAAGAAGGUCAUGCAGAUGCGGCAGGGAAUUGCAUACAAGGAGUGAACAAUGGCCAAGAAUUUCUCCUGAAUCUUUCGGGUCGGAAGCGUAGGGUCUCUCUUAGAUUGUAGUUUAGCCGGUUCUCAGAAGAUGAGAGCAGAGUCUGGUUAGUAGGCCUCUUUAUUAGCUCUAGCAGUGUUCUGCUUGAGAGACCGAUUUGUUAGGUGUUUUAGAUGUUGGAUUCAAUUUCAAAACCAACUGGUGGUUGCUGCAGUAUUAUCCUGAAUUGUGCUAUAUGUUUCUUGGCACUCUCUGGAUUGUUUGCAAGGUUGAAAUUGGGCAGCCUCUGAAA
Panicum hallii is the source of this 1369-nucleotide messenger RNA. Its product is annotated as GATA transcription factor 4-like. The coding region runs from base 142 to 1083 and encodes 313 amino acids. NCBI's taxonomy places the organism in Eukaryota, Viridiplantae, Streptophyta, Magnoliopsida, Poales, Poaceae. Gene Ontology annotation, biological process: regulation of DNA-templated transcription. The transcript is spliced from 2 exons. The record is from RefSeq and is a predicted model, not a curated record. Gene Ontology annotation, molecular function: sequence-specific DNA binding; zinc ion binding.